Paramecium sonneborni is the source of this 1598-nucleotide messenger RNA. NCBI's taxonomy places the organism in Eukaryota, Ciliophora, Oligohymenophorea, Peniculida, Parameciidae. The record is from the annotation of a GenBank genome assembly.
AUGCAUAAAACCCAUCACUCAUAAAUUACAUAUGAGAAUCAAGAUGAACUUUAACAAGAAAAUUAAAACUCUUCUUUGUUGGAAAUUAAAUCCUAUUAAUAAUAUGCUUACAGAUGGGUAAUUUUAAUUUGUUUUCUAAGUGUUGUUUUUAUUAAUGGUAUUGCAUAUCAAACAUUUAUUCCUAAUGCAAAAUAAGUAUCUAAAUAUAGAUUAUAAAAGUUUAUAGAAUUGUAUGAUGUUAGCGAAUAAAUAAUAACACUAUCAGGAACAAUAUAUUUGAUAAUGUAACCAUUGUUCACAUUUUUUGCAUCUUCAUGUAUUUAUCAAAUAUAAAAAAACUAGUUAUAGUAAAUAAGGGAUUUGCUUUAUCUUUAAAUUUUGGAGUAUUAUUAACAAUAGUAGGAUAUGUUAUAAGAUUAUUCAUAAAUAAAUUUUCAUUUUCAAUUGUUAUAUUAGGAUAAGCAUGUCUUGGCAUUUCAAGACCCUUUAUUUUAAAUGGCUAGAUUACUAUGGCUUAGAAUUGGUUUUAUCCUUCAAAUCGAACAGCUGUAUUAACUGUAUGUAAUGUAUUUUAAACUUUUUCAAUGAUAAUCAGUGUUAUAUGGCCUGCAAAUUGGAUUUUCCAAGAUUAUUCAUAUAAAGAUGAGCUUAAAGAAUAAGGUUUAGAAUUAUCUUUAAAAUUACAAUACUAAUAAUUUUUUUUAAGCCUUUUAUUGAUUCCAGUAAUAUUUUUAAUAAGAAAUAAUCCAGUAACACCUCCUUCAAGUUUUACUAAUACAGAUAUAGAUAUUGGAAUUUAAUAAUCAAUAACAAAAUUAUUAACAAAUAAAAAUUUCUUACUAAUUCUUUUAACAUUUAGUUUUUAUUUUGGAACUAUUAAAGGAUAUGGAUUAAAUGUUCCUUAUUUAAUGUCUCCAUUUGGAUUUGUUGACACUCAUUAUUCAAUAGCCUCAUCAAUGUUAAUAAUAGGUGGAUUUAUAUCAGCAGGAAUGGUAUCUAAAGUAGUUUUAAAAUUUAAAAGAUAUAAAGCUAUUGGUAUUGUUUUACUAUCAAUAUCUUUAAUUUUAACAUUAUUAACAUAUCCUAUUUUAAUGACAGAGUAAUUUAUACCAUUAUGCAUCUAAUAAUUAUUAUUAGGAUUUUUCUUAAUCCCAAUGGUUCCAGUCUUAAUGGAAUACGGUUGUGAAGCAAUUUAUCCUAUAGAUGGCAGUUUUUCAAUUGGAAUCAUGGUCUCAGGUUCAACAAUAAUGGCUUUACUGAGUAGCAUUUUAUUAACUUAUACAGCUAAAGGUAAAGAUAGUAAUAAGUAAAGUGCACUAAUUACUACUAUUAUUUGGUGCAUCAUAUUUAUAAUGGGAUUUUUAUUUUUUUUAUUCACAAAAGAAAUCUUAAAUAAAACAAAAGAUUAGGAAAAAAAAUUAUAAUAAAAAUCAGAUUCAGCAAAUUCUAAUAAAAAUAAUUAAACUUCAAUUAAUGAAUCCUUUCAUUCUGAAAAUAUUAAAACUCAAGCUGUUCAUCCAACAGGAGAUGAAUACUUAUUUUUAUCAAAUUCUAAUGAUUUUAACUAAGAUAAUAAAAAAAGUGAUCAAUAAUAAUGA